AUGUCGCAACGGAAUUCGUGGAAGGACUACUCGAAAAAGGGCCUCGGCUUUGGGAAGAAGGGCUUCGACAAGGCAUGGCAGGCUCUGGAUAAGCUAGGUGCGCCUGUGAAUCGGCUUUCGAACCGGGUUGGCGCAGAGGCAUUCUGGCCUACAACGCUAGACAAAGAGAGCGACAAGGCAGCCCGUAUUCUGAGAAGUUUCUGCAAGGAUGGCUUUUAUGAUCAGAUUGAUGCAGACGCCGCGGCCAAAGCUGCGCAGGAGAAAGAACUUGCAGAUCCAAAACAGAAAAUCGAUCGACCAGUAGGCAAACCACGAGUACUAGUCAAAAUUCCAACAGAAGUGAUCAAGAAAGCAAAGGGUAUCGCCAUCUUUACAACUAUGCGUACCGGUCUUUGGUUCAGCGGUGCUGGCGGCAGCGGAGUCUUAUUGGCUCGCAUCCCAGAAACGGGUGAAUGGAGUCCGCCCUCCGGUAUCCUACUACACACUGCGGCUAUUGGAUUCCUGGUUGGCGUUGAUAUCUACGACUGCGUCGUCAUUAUAAAUACAUAUGAGGCUCUCGAAGGAUUCAAGAAGCUACGGGCGACGCUCGGUGGAGAGCUUAGUGCAACAGCCGGUCCCAUUGGAGCUGGUGGCAUCCUCGAUAGUGAAGUCCACAAACGACAAGCACCAAUUUGGACCUACAUGAAGAGUCGUGGUCUCUACGCAGGUGUUCAGGUCGACGGCACAAUUAUCAUUGAAAGAACGGAUGAGAAUGCUCGCUUCUACGGACGGAAAAUAUCCGCUCAUGAGAUUCUGUCCGGCAAAGUUACACAUCCACCUGAAUCCAUUCGAACUCUUAUGCGGACACUCAAAGCUGCGCAAGGUGACCAGGACGUGAGUGAUAGCGAAUUACCACCCGCUGGAGAGGCCCCUGGUGACCAGAUCAUUGUCAACGAGAACGACGGUUUUGGUGUUCCGGCACCCGAUGAUCCUGACCCAUAUGGAGUACAUGCUUUGGAAGAGCAAGGCUUGUUCAUUCGUGAAGCGGGAACGCACAACCGUCCAAGUCAAGAGGUCUUUGAAUUCCGCCCUAGUCCUUCAAGUCCAAUUUAUAACUCAUUUGUUAGACAAAGCAUUGAUUUGUCACCGCGACAGAGUUGGCGGGCCAGUUUGCAAAGCACAAAGAGCUAUGUUAGUGUGGACAGGGGGACCCAAACAGGAGAUAUUCAACCCACACAGCCACCUCGUUCAGCUAGCAUUGCGUCGUCUCGCAGUCUUCGAGACACGGCAGAGUCGCCUAUUGAGAACCCGUGGGACACACCUGAUACCUCGGAAGAUCACGAUGCCUGA
This is a messenger RNA of Talaromyces marneffei, 1329 nucleotides long. RefSeq lists its product as uncharacterized. The transcript has 2 exons. Lineage: Eukaryota; Fungi; Ascomycota; Eurotiomycetes; Eurotiales; Trichocomaceae. Gene Ontology annotation, molecular function: phosphatidylinositol binding. The coding region runs from base 1 to 1329 and encodes 442 amino acids. The record is from RefSeq and is a predicted model, not a curated record.